Necator americanus (New World hookworm) is the source of this 609-nucleotide messenger RNA. RefSeq lists its product as uncharacterized. Gene Ontology annotation, molecular function: peptidyl-prolyl cis-trans isomerase activity. Lineage: Eukaryota; Metazoa; Nematoda; Chromadorea; Rhabditida; Ancylostomatidae. The transcript has 7 exons. Gene Ontology annotation, biological process: protein peptidyl-prolyl isomerization. The record is from RefSeq and is a predicted model, not a curated record. The coding region runs from base 1 to 609 and encodes 202 amino acids.
AUGACCUCCCUGCUUGGAUUGAUAUGUGAGGCUACUGCGCCAGUCAGUGAUAUGAGAACUCGAAUACCGAUCCCUUAUUGUGCGAUGGAUCCAUGGAUAUAUCUGGAAAUAGGUUACCUAGGCGGAGCAACAAUUGAAAAAAUCGAAGCAAGGAUGGAUCGUAAGGCAAGCCCGAAACUUGUUGAAAAUUUCGUCGCACUUUGUAGAGGAGAUGGGCCAAGCUUCGAGAUGGGAGUUCGGCCCAAUUUCGAUGGAUCACCAUUAUAUGCUAUAGAUUCGAAGCGUGGAAUAAUCUCUACUGGUGACUAUGUUCUCAAAAACGGAUGUGGAGGACGUUCAUCCACUUUAUCAGGAAUUGUACAUGAAACUGACAUUCGUACAGGGCCAGCUAGUGCUGGAUCCAUAGUGAUGUUGCCAAUGGAAAAUGACGCGACCGCGUACAAUUCGAUUUUUUCUAUACUAACAAAAGAUAUGCCCUAUGUUGAAGGGAAAGUUAUAGGAAAAGUCACUGAAGGUCUUGAUUCUUUAAAAUAUAUUGUAUGGAAAUACGGUACUCGUAGUGGAGUUCCUCGCGAAACGCUUAUAAUACAAGGGUGUGGACAGAUAUGA